Molecule: messenger RNA, 3583 nt
Organism: Nycticebus coucang (slow loris)
Lineage: Eukaryota; Metazoa; Chordata; Mammalia; Primates; Lorisidae
Product: probable ATP-dependent RNA helicase DDX17
Biological process (GO): alternative mRNA splicing, via spliceosome
Cellular component (GO): ribonucleoprotein complex; cytoplasm; nucleus
Molecular function (GO): RNA binding; RNA helicase activity; ATP binding
Source: RefSeq, a predicted model, not a curated record
GGCACUGCCGGGUUUGAGAGUAGCCAAACCUACCCACCGUUUUUAUAUCCCUGAUUGUCUGUGUUUUGCUCCCGUCUCCGACCAGAGAGGCGGCGAUGGUGGCGUCUGCGACGGGAAACAGCGCGUCGGAGCGAGAGAGCGCUGCGCCUGCCGCCGCCCCAGUAGCAGAGGCGCCGCCGCCAUCGGUCGUCACGAGACCGGAGCCGCAGGCCCUCCAGAGCGCGGCCAUCCGUGCCCCGCUCCCAGAUCUCUAUCCGUUUGGGACCAUGCGCGGAGGCGGCUUUGAGGACCGGGACCGGGAUUGUGACCGUGGAGGAUUUGGAGCAAGAGGUGGUGGUGGCCUUCCUCCCAAGAAAUUUGGUAAUCCUGGGGAGCGUUUACGUAAAAAGAAAUGGGAUUUGAGUGAGCUCCCCAAGUUUGAGAAGAAUUUUUAUGUGGAACAUCCAGAAGUAACAAGGCUGACUCCAUAUGAAGUUGAUGAACUACGCUGAAAGAAAGAGGUAACAGUGAGAGGAGGAGAUGUUUGUCCUAAACCAGUGUUUGCCUUCCAUCAUGCUAACUUCCCACAAUAUGUAAUGGAUGUGUUGAUGGAUUAGCACUUUACAGAACCAACUCCAAUUCAGUGCCAGGGAUUUCCAUUGGCUCUUAGUGGCCGGGAUAUGGUGGGCAUUGCUCAGACUGGCUCUGGGAAGACAUUGGCAUAUUUGCUGCCUGCAAUUGUUCAUAUUAACCACCAGCCAUAUUUGGAAAGAGGAGAUGGCCCAAUUUGUCUAGCUCUGGCUCCAACCAGAGAGCUUGCCCAGCAAGUACAGCAGGUGGCUGAUGACUAUGGAAAAUGUUCUGGAUUGAAGAGUACUUGCAUUUAUGGAGGUGAUCCUAAAGGUCCCCAGAUUCGAGAUUUAGAGAGAGGUGUUGAGAUCUGCAUAGCUAAUCCUGGACGCCUGAUAGAUUUCCUGGAGUCGGGAAAGACAGAUCUUCGCCAAUGUACUUACCUUGUACUGGAUGAGGCUGAUAGAAUGCUUGAAAUGGGUUUCAAACCCCAGAUUCGUAAAAUUGUUGACCAAAUCAGGCCUGAUAGGCAGACAUUGAUGUGGAGUGCAACCUGGCCAAAAGAAGUAAGACAGCUUGCGGAGGAUUUCCUUCGUGAUUACACCCAGAUCAACGUGGGCAAUCUGGUGAGUGCCAACCACAACAUCCUCCAGAUUGUGGAUGUCUGCAUGGAAAGUGAAAAAGACCACAAAUUGAUCCAACUGAUGGAGGAAAUAAUGGCUGAAAAGGAAAAUAAGACAAUAAUAUUUGUGGAAACAAAGAGACGCUGUGAUGACCUGACUCGAAGGAUGCGCAGAGAUGGUUGGCCAGCUAUGUGUAUCCAUGGAGACAAGAGUCAACCAGAAAGAGAUUGGGUACUUAAUGAGUUCCGCUCUGGGAAGGCUCCAAUCCUCAUUGCCACAGAUGUAGCCUCCCGUGGGCUAGAUGUGGAAGAUGUCAAGUUUGUGAUCAACUAUGACUAUCCAAACAGCUCAGAGGAUUAUGUGCACCGUAUUGGCCGAACAGACUGUAGCACCAACAAGGGCACCGCCUAUACCUUCUUCACCCCAGGGAACCUCAAGCAGGCUAGAGAGCUGAUCAAAGUGCUGGAGGAAGCUAAUCAGGCUAUCAAUCCCAAACUAAUGCAGCUGGUAGACCACAGAGGUGGCGGUGGAAGAGGGGGAGGUCGUUCUCGGUACCAGACCACUUCUUCAGCCAACAAUCCUAAUCUGAUGUAUCAAGAUGAGUGUGACCGGAGGCUUCGAGGAGUUAAGGACGGUGGCCGGAGAGACUCCACAAGCUAUCGGGAUCGUGGUGAAACCGAUAGAGCUGGUUAUGCUAAUGGCAGUGGCUAUGGAAGUCCAAAUUCCGCCUUUGGAGCACAAGCAGGCCAAUACACCUAUGGUCAAGGCACCUAUGGGGCAGCUGCUUAUGGCACCAGUGGUUAUACAGCCCAAGAAUAUGGUGCUGGCACUUAUGGAGCUAGUAGCACCACCUCAACCGGGAGAAGUUCACAGAGCUCUAGCCAGCAGUUUAGUGUGAUAGGCCAGUCUGGGCAGCAGCCACAGCCAUUAAUGUCACAACAGUUUGCCCAGCCUCCAGGAGCUACCAAUAUGAUAGGUUACAUGGGGCAGACUGCCUACCAAUACCCUCCUCCUCCCCCUCCCCCUCCUCCUUCACGUAAGUGAAACCACUCAAGUGGUAGUGACUCCUGCAGACUUAAUUACAUUUUAAGGAACACUGUCUUUACCCUUUUUCCCUUUCUUCCCCUUUUCUUUUUCUUUUUUAUUUCCCCAACCAUUGUGAUUUGUCUUUUCACGCAGAUUAGUUAGAAUUCACUGCCAGGUUUCUUCUGCCCACCAAAAUGAUCCAGUCUGUAAUAACAGAUUUUGUAAAAAAGAAAAAAAAUAUAUAUAUAUAUAUCUGACUGGAAGAGAUUAAUUUCUUCCCCCAACUUCUUGCAUGUUGAGGAUAUUUGAGCUAUUUUUCAUCUUAAAAGAAAGAAUAAGGUAUUAGGUCCUUUUCUGGGAGCCCAGUUUUUGUUGUCCUGAAUUACGGGGUGGAGGGAGGGCUGAAGUUUUCUGCAGCAGAAGAUGGCAUCUGUGCUUUAAAUGAUUCUCCUUACUGGGUUAAAAAACCAGGAGCGAUAUCCUGCACAUUUUCCAUAAUGCUUUCUUAUGUUUGUCAAGUUGGAACAGGGUUCCUCAGGCCCAGUGAGUUUUUAAGAUAGUUGUUUGCUAUUGUUAUUUUGGCUGAUUGCUUGCUAAGUGGAUUUGACACUUAAAACUUAUUAAUUGGUUUUAUCUCCCUUAUACUCUGCCUUCCCCCUUCUCCCCUUCAGUUUACUGAGAAAUAACCAUUUUAAUGUCAGGUUAGAAAUGAAUUGCUGAGUGUCAGUGUAUCUUUCUAAUUAAAAACCACAAGUGUUUAUUGCAGUGGUUAAACUAUAGCAUCUCAGCAUCCUAGCGGGAAACUGCCUGUUUUUCUUUCUGAUAUAACCAGGGACCAUCUGAAAUUCAUUUUCCAGCCAGACAGCUGCUGUAAGCAAAUGAACAUAAGUUCUCACUGGAAAUUUACUUUAUUAACCAGUUAAGUCUAUGCAUUCACCUAUAGUGUAAAAAGCACCUUUGAUUAUAAACUGAAUAUACUCAAAAUGGGCUAAUUUUCUUUUUAAACUCAGUAUGUAUAGAGCUAGAAUAAAAGCAACUUCGCCAGCUACUCUGACUUUUGGCAAAGUUAUCUUGAACAAACAAUCCCUUAAGAAUCUUAAGGGUUUGUUAAGAACUCUUACUCUCUUCAUACCCUGUUCUCUGCAGUGCUUUUAAACAACUUCUGGGUGCAAAUUUUCUUCGGCAUCCUUUGCACUCAGCUUUUUACAGGUAGGUGUAGUGCUUACAAGUUAUGGAGGACUAAAGCUUAAGCCAUUGUUAACUUUUCCUCCAUCUAAAGGUAGGUGAGUUUGUCCUAUUUAUAGUAAUGCUGUUUUAUGGAGACUUUGUAUAAGAGAUGGGUUCUGUUCUUGUGUUCACCGUAACAGGAUAGAGAGAGCAGACAG